Nymphaea colorata (pocket water lily) is the source of this 3798-nucleotide messenger RNA. RefSeq names its product polyribonucleotide nucleotidyltransferase 2, mitochondrial. The record is from RefSeq and is a predicted model, not a curated record. Gene Ontology annotation, biological process: mitochondrial RNA 3'-end processing; mitochondrial mRNA catabolic process. Lineage: Eukaryota; Viridiplantae; Streptophyta; Magnoliopsida; Nymphaeales; Nymphaeaceae. Gene Ontology annotation, cellular component: chloroplast stroma; mitochondrion; cytosol. Gene Ontology annotation, molecular function: RNA binding; 3'-5'-RNA exonuclease activity; polyribonucleotide nucleotidyltransferase activity.
CUCGUUCAGUCUCUUAAGCGCCGACCCGCCUUUUCUUUCUCCAUUUCGAGAGAGAGUGAGAGUGAACCAAAUGAUGUCGCGGGAAGGAAGCACGUUUCACGUUUCGUUCUCUGAGAGAAUCAUUGCCAUCGACGUCGUCCGCCUUCCUCUCGAGGAGUUCCGAUGAAGCCGCCUUUCGUGUUUGCGUCAAAGUAUAAUCAGAAACGGCUGUAGUAGCUAUUAGAGUGAUCCUUGAGUCCUGACUGUGGAAAGAGGACGUGCAGAGAUGUCACAGUGUAGCUUCCUAAGGUUUCGGAAGGCGCUUCGGCACCUACAUUGCAAAGAUUUCUGGGCAGCUCGUCCCCAUCGUUUGGGACUCGCCAGUUAUAGCUUCUGUAGUGCUUCUGAAGCAGUUACUCAGGUUUCGGUAGCGGAACCGUCGUCAUGGCGUCAUUUGCCUGACAUUGGUGAUGUGUAUUCUGAAGGAGUCGAGGUAGGAUCUCGUCUUAUCACCUUUGAAACCGGAAAACUUGCCAGGUUUGCUGCUGGCGCUGUUGUGUUAGGGAUAAAAGAGACAAAGGUGCUGUCUACUGUCGUAUCAGCAGAGGGAGAUGGAACCCGUGAUUUCUUGCCUUUAACUGUUGACUACCGGGAAAAACAAUAUGCUCAAGGAAAAAUUCCUAAUACAUUCAUGAGAAGAGAAGGUGCACCAAAAGAGCGAGAACUCUUAUGCGGCCGAGUCAUAGAUCGAUCAAUCAGACCUCUAUUUCCUAAAGGCUUCUUCCAUGAAGUUCAGGUGAUGGCCAAUGUUAUUUCUUCUGAUGGUGAGCAAGAUCCAGAUGUGAUGGCUGCUAAUGCAUCGUCUGCUGCUUUAAUGAUAUCAGAUAUACCUUGGUGUGGUCCGAUUGGAGUAGUGCGUGUUGGGAGGAUUGACGGAAAACUGGUUAUUAACCCAGACAUGGAUGAGCUUAGCUUAAGUGAUCUCAACCUAGUAUACUCAUGUACACGUGACAAGACAUUGAUGAUAGAAACCCAGGCUCGGGAGAUCUCAAAUCAAGAUUUGAUUGAUGCUCUGCAUUUAGCACAUGCGGAGGCUAACAAAUUGAUUGAUCCCCAAAUAAGACUUGCCAAUAAGGUGAAGAAUCAGAAGAAGGCUUUCAAGCUGUUCACCAUAAUGGAUGGUACACUUGAGAAAAUCAGAAACUUGUCGCAAGCAUCUAUCGAGAAAGUUUUUGCUGACCCAACAUAUGGCAAGUUUGAGCGUGGAAAAGCUCUGAAUAAGAUUACAGAUGAUGUGAAGAAGAUACUCGAGGAAGAAGCUGAUGAAGAGAGCCUAAAAGUUCUGCCAAGGGCAAUUGACACAGUCCGUAAAAUGGUUGUUCGUCAAAGAAUUUUUGAGGAAGGUAAAAGGGUUGACGGCAGACAACUCGAUGAAGUUCGGCCUUUGUAUUGUGAAGCUGGCCCAUUUCCAGCCCUGCAUGGGUCUUCAAUAUUUUCACGUGGAAAUACUCAGGUUUUAUGCACAGUGACACUUGGUGCACCCAGUGAUGCGCAAAGAUUGGAAUCUUUGGUCGGGCCUCCAACAAAGCGCUUCAUGCUCCAUUACAGUUUCCCACCAUUCUCAAUUAAUGAGAUUGGUAAACAAGGUGGCUUGAACAGAAGGGAAGUUGGGCAUGGUACAUUAGCUGAGAAGGCAUUGCUAGCUCUGCUGCCACCAGAAGAUGAUUUCCCAUAUAGUGUUCGGAUUAACUCUGAAGUGAUGGCAUCUGAUGGAUCUACAUCUAUGGCAACUGUUUGUGGAGGCAGCAUGGCAUUGAUGGAUGCAGGUGUUCCAUUGCGGAAACAUGUAGCUGGUGUUUCUGUUGGCCUAAUUAGUGACGUGGAUCCUUCUACUGGCAUUAUUAAAGAUUUCCGGAUACUGACUGAUAUACUAGGCCUUGAAGAUCAUCUGGGUGAUAUGGAUUUUAAAAUUGCUGGAACGAAGGAGGGGGUAACUGCCAUACAGUUAGAUAUGAAACCUGCUGGUAUUCCUCUCUAUAUAAUAUGUGAAUCCUUAGAACCUGCUUUAAGAGCUCGCACGCAUAUCCUUGACCAUAUGGAGCGGGAGAUAAAUGAGCCCCGCAAUCAAGUAGAUGGAAACUCUCCACGCUUAGCAACACUUAAGUACAACAAGGAAUUUCUUUGGCGUUUGAUUGCCCCAGGGUUCUCAAUUAAAAAAAUUGAGCAAGAAACAGGUGCACGUAUUGCUGUCAAUGCUGAUGGAGGAGUCACCAUACUUGCAAGAAACCAAGCAAUCAUGGAGAAAGCUCAAGAAAAGAUUGAUUUUGUAGUUGGCCGUGAAAUUGAAGUUGGUGGCAUUUACAAAGGAAUAAUCGUAUCAAUAAAAGAAUAUGGUGCUUUUGUAGAAUUUAAUGGUGGUCAACAAGGCCUUCUACACAUUUCUGAGUUAUCACAUGAGCAGGUGUCUCGAGUUACAGAUGUGGUCUCAUUGGGACAGGAGCUCUCACUUAUGUGCAUUGGACAAGAUGUGCGGGGUAACAUUAAGCUAUCUUUAAAGGCUACUUUACCCAAACCUAGAUCUCCACCAGGAAACUUGAUGGCUGAAAAUUCAAAGACAGCUGUGGAUGAAAUACCAAGUAUAUUAUCUCAAACCGAUAAAGAAAAUAACAUGUCUCCUCAUGGCUCAUCAGUGAAUAAAUGUGAGGGUCACCCCACCAGCUCCUAUUCACCACCAUCAGUAGUUAUUCGAAGUGUGGAGGAAUGCAAUCAAGAGGAUGAAAACUCUGGGUUCACAUUGUCUAAGCCAAAUAAGAAAAGUAAAACUACACCUCCCAAGAUAAAGACAGAAACUCAAGUACAUACAGACAACGGCUCAUCAUCUAAAGAUGCUCAACUCUUUUCUGGUAACAGCAGCCUGAAAAAUACAGCUAUCAAGCCCAAGGAGCACCAGGAAAAAAUAGUGAAAACUGUGAUUGAGAAAGGGGGCACCACACUAUCACCAGAUAUUCUGCAGCCUGCAGGACGUAAACAGGUUAGUCCAAAUUCAAUGAGGAUUGGGGAUGAGUAUGUGGCUAAGAUUGAACAGAUUCGUGCACAUGGUCUGGUCCUUCAGCUGGGAGGUGGGGUUCGAGGAAUGUAUCGUUUUGAGGUAGAUGGGAGGAGGGAUUUUCAGAUUGGUGAAGACCUACACGUCAGGUGCUCAAGCUUCUCUGCAAAGGGAAUUCCAGUUGUGACUUUAUUGGAAGAGUCUGCAUCCGAAUGAAGGAAGGCUAUUCACGUCUGCAGUUACCGCAGCUGGAUGAAGUAUUACAUAGGCCAUUGAACUCCAGGCACCUUGUCCAACCAAAGCAAGUCAUGCUCAUAAUUGACCAUCUUCAUCCACCGGCACUGGUAUGAGCUUCAAAAGGAUGUAUGGCCUCAACGAAUGGCAACCUUGGAGGAUGAACAGAAAACGUUGGCUGAUAUUCUCCACGUGCCAACUAAUCGUCAAAGGCAGCGAUUCAUUUUUGUUGAAGAAUUUUGGCGGCACGUUGGUAAGUUGUAGAACCUUGUUUGAGGAGCGAUCCAGCAAAUAGUAGAGAUGAGAUUGAGAGAUGAAAUUUUGGUAAAUGUGGGUAGAGAAGAAGUAAUUUGAAAUCAAGUCAUAUAAUAAUGGGCACUUAUAUUAAAUUAAAAAUAAUAUUCGUCGUCAUGGGAGCAGAAAAAUUAACACUAGCCGCAGGCUGAGUUUUUGCAAUUUUUUUAUUAAUUUAAAUUCCAUUUAGAGUCCCAUGUUUAACUUGAUACUCUAAUUUAAGCCUUCCUGAUAAGGUAUUUUCA